Messenger RNA from Corythoichthys intestinalis (scribbled pipefish), 2317 nucleotides. It is a transcript of the gene cdkn2, whose product is annotated as cyclin-dependent kinase inhibitor 2A/B (p15, inhibits CDK4). The record is from RefSeq and is a predicted model, not a curated record. Gene Ontology annotation, biological process: regulation of G1/S transition of mitotic cell cycle; regulation of cyclin-dependent protein serine/threonine kinase activity; negative regulation of cell population proliferation. The transcript has 2 exons. Gene Ontology annotation, molecular function: cyclin-dependent protein serine/threonine kinase inhibitor activity; protein kinase binding. Lineage: Eukaryota; Metazoa; Chordata; Actinopteri; Syngnathiformes; Syngnathidae. Bases 256 to 633 code for a protein of 125 amino acids. Gene Ontology annotation, cellular component: cytoplasm; nucleus.
AAUAUGGGUGAUGACAUCACCCAUUUAAAGCCGCCUGUGGGAAAGACAAGCCCGGACACAUUACUGCAUUUAUGUCGCCUCUCACUGACAGCUUUUCCACUUUAAAUACCGGCACCGAGAGGAGCGUAAUAGAACAUUAACAACAAUAGCAACCACGCGUAUAUUUGUCAAGCUAUUAUUGCGGAGUACCUGUCAACCUGGCGAGUCGGCUUUGAAGGGUAUCACCGACCAUCAAUAGACUCGGGAGUUUGGACGAUGAGGACUCUGGAGGAUGAACUAACGUCGGCGGCCGCGACGGGGAACGCAGCCGAAGUUGAGCGACUCCUCCGGGCUGGAGCAGACGUCAACGGGGCCAACCGGCUGGGAUAUACCGCUCUGCAGGUGAUGAUGAUGGGCAGCACGACGGUGGCCGAGCUCCUGCUGUCCGGCGGCGGCAACCCGAACGUGGCCGACGCACACACCGGGAGCACGCCGCUGCACGACGCCGCCCGGACUGGCUUCGGGGACACCGCGCGGCUUCUGGUCCGCUUCGCCGCUUCCCCGCAGGCCAGGGACAGCGCCGAUUGUCGGCCCGUGGAUGUGGCCCGGAGACACGGCCACGCAGACGUCGUGGCCUUCCUGGACUCUCUGUGAUGAACACUUUUAAGAAUUUUAGAGACUGCACUGUACCGUUAAAUUUAUUUAUUUACUCUGACGUUAAGAGUGGCUUUUUUUUCAAACGAAAUCCGGAUUAUUAGGAUAAAGGUCGGUAUGAUUGGAAUUCAAACCGGAUUUAUUUCCGUGUUUGGGCUUUACUUGAAAUCAUUCAAUUGACUUGCCACUAAUAACGUUUAUUAAAAGGAUGCACUUUAUAGCAGACAGUCUCAAGCUCAUUAACAACUAAGUUAAACCCAUUCAAAUUGUUACUGAGAAAGCAUAACACAUAAUAUAUUACUUUUGCCAUGAAAAAUAGAAAACUUAAAGCUAAAUGGUGGCAACAUGGAGUGUUCAUACGGAAGGGAAAACUGUAAAGCACUUUAUGCACAAAUUAUACCACCUUCCGAACGUCUUUUGAUUUCAUUUAUGCUAUUUAAUCUCUUUUGGCUCACAAAGUGGCUUUGUUAUUUGUUUGCUGUGAUCAACAUUUAAAAAAUAAAAUCUAAUCUAAUCUUUCCUAUCUCUCUGCGCAUAUGUGAGUCAAUAUGGAGCUUGAUGAGUUUUUUUUUUCAGAUUAUCUGAUAUUUGCGAUUAGUUGACUAAUUGGCUCGUGGGAUUUGUAUUACUCUGGGCCGCUAAUGUGCAUUGGAAUUAAAAACUACACUGAGUAAGGACUAAGAAUAUGAUGUAUCCCCCAAAAAAUGAAUAUGAAGUAAAGUUGUUUUAUUUUGUCGAUUUAACAUAAAAGAUGAAACCAACUAUUUUAUGCAGUUACACGCAAAUUGACAUAUCUCAAGCAAUUCCUUUUUGUAACUUUUCUCAUUAAAAUUUUCAGUUUAGGAAAACCACAUACCAACAAACUCAGAAUUUUUGGGGGGAAAACUUCAGUUUUUUUGCAAUUCAAAACACCUGCAAAAGCGUCCUGAGCCUUUAAAAAGUCUUAAAUUGGCCCAGAUGAGAAGAAUAACUGCUGAUCUGACAGGAUAUUCAAAUUUUCUGAGAAGUACUGUAAAUGUACAGUACUAAUAUUAGGGCUGUCAAACAAUUAAAAUUUUUAGUCGAGUUAAUCACAGCUUAAAAAUUAAUUCAUCUUAAUUAAUCGCAAUUCAAACCCUCUCUAAAAUAUGCCAUAUUUUUCUGUAAAUUAUUGUUGGAAUGGAAAGUUAGACGGAUAUAUACAUUCAACAUACUGUACAUAAGUACUGUAUUUGUUUAUUAUAACAAUAAAUCAACAAGAUGGCAUUAACAUUCUGUUAAAGCGAUCCAUGGAUAGAAAGACUUGUAGUUCUUUAAAGGUAAAUGUUAGUACAAGUUAUAGAUAUUUUAUAUUAAAACCCCUCUUAAUAUUUUUGUUUUAAUAAAAUUUGUAAAAAUUUCAAUCAAAAAAUAAACUAGUAGCUCGCCAUUGUUGAUGUCAAUAUUUACAUAAUGCUCAUGGUGCUGAAACCCAUAAAAUCAGUCGCACCCAAGCGCCAGCAGAGGGUGACAAAACACCAAAAAACACAAGUAACAAGUGGACAUGACACUGUGCUGUCAUUUUAAUCUGUUUGAGCGGGGCAUGUGAAUUAAAUGUGUCCAAUAUUUUAACGUGAUUAAUUUAAAAAAUUACCGCCCGUUAACGCGAUAAUUUUGAAAGCCCUAAUAACUACAUAAACAUAUAUUUACAGUACACAUACUGCUC